Molecule: messenger RNA, 447 nt
Organism: Amphiprion ocellaris (clown anemonefish)
Lineage: Eukaryota; Metazoa; Chordata; Actinopteri; Pomacentridae
Product: nucleoside diphosphate kinase B-like
Exons: 3
Coding region: 174-404 (76 amino acids)
Biological process (GO): CTP biosynthetic process; regulation of apoptotic process; GTP biosynthetic process
Molecular function (GO): nucleoside diphosphate kinase activity
Source: RefSeq, a predicted model, not a curated record
ACACACACACACACACACACACACACACACACACACACAUCCUUAGGCUCCUCCUCCUCAGCUGGGUUUAAAUAGAGCACCUCUCUGGAGCUUCGGCCUCGGUGAUUAGCAUCCAGCCGCCGGCAGAUCAACUUCACGAGCUCAAGACCCACAACCAAGCCUCCUCAGCAGACAUGGAACGUACCUUCAUCGCUGUGAAGCCCGAUGGCGUCCAGAGAGGACUGUGCGGUGAGAUCAUCAAGCGCUUCGAGACCAGAGGCUUCAAGAUGGUCGCCGCCAAAUUCCUGCAGGCAUCCGAGGACCACCUGAAGCAGCACUACCUGGACCUGAAGGACAUGCCCUUCUAUGGUGGACUCUGCAAAUACAUGUCCUCUGGACCCAUCCUCGCUAUGGUAACCCCAUAAACACUCACAAAUCUUUUUCUGUUUAUCUCUUUCCAUUGCAUCA